UUCUACUACUGCUUUCUCAUUCGACUAAAGUCGUCUUCUUUCCCUCUUACUAUAAAAACCCAUUCCUCUCUAUCUCUGUCUUGGAGUUUCUGGAUCUUCUCUCAAGCUCCAUUGAUUUUUCCGACAGCCAUAGGAUUCUUACAACUAUGGCUCCGAUCUUGUACUUGAGUUUCAGACAGGUGUUUUUGCUUUAUCUUGUUUUCUUUCUGUUUACUUUUGUCAUUCUUUCUGCUUCCUCAGAUGGUUCUCAGCUUCAAAGCCAGCAGUUUCUUGGUAGAAGAAGAUUGUUAGAGGAGGAAAGAGAUCAAGAUCAGCUAAUUCCCAAGAAAAAAGGUACCAAUUCUUCAUCUUCCAAGAACCAAACCAAGCUAAUCAAACCAAAUCUUUCUUCAAAAAACCAAACUAAGCUCUUUAAAACUAGCUUAUCAUCCAAGAACCAAACCAAGAUUACAAAAGCUUCAAAUUCAACAAAACUAGCUCUUUCUACCUCAUCCAAGUCUGAGCUUAAGAAGCUCAACUCCACUCCCCAGCUCAAGAAGCUCAACUCCACUUCACAGCUCAAGAAGCUCAAUUUCACUUCAAAUGUUUCUGCUUCCACUAAAAAAACCUCAGAUCUACUCAAAGUAAGCUCACCCAAGAACAAAACAUCAACAAAAGGAUCCAAAACUCUUGUGAGUGAUUCUGAAUCCAUGAAACAAACCAAGAACCAACUCAAAACCACAGAGAAAAAACCCAGUAACCAGAAGAAAACCACCCAGGAAAAAAAGCAACCCAGUUGGCUUGAUCUAGAAGUGGAUGAUGAUUUGGUUGCUGAGUUCAGAGAUCUACCAACCAGAUUUCAACAAUCUCUAUUGCCAGACAUUGAGAAGAUCUCAAUGACUUCUAAAAAGUAUCUCACAAAAGCCAACAAAGAAAUGGCCAAAGGGUUCAAGCCAAUAGUUGGCAACAGAUAUGCUUCCAUCGUUGCCUCUGUAGUUUCUUUCGCUUUCAUUUUAAUCCCUCUUCUUCUUGUUUCUCUAAUCUUCAACCGCAUCAAAGCUUAUUUCUCUAUCCAAAAGAUCGUCAUUUUCAUUCAAGUUUAUCUCUCAAUUUACUUCUCCAUUCUCUGUCUCUCUUCUAUAGUCACUGGGCUCGAGCCCUUGAGGUUUUUCUACGCUACUUCGCAAUCCACAUACGUCUGUUUAAUGGUCCUGCAAACGCUCGGCUACAUUUUGUACCUCUUGUUGCUCUUGAUGUACUUGAUUUUGGUGUUUUCGACAGAAUCUGGGCUGGGCUCCAAACUGCUGGGCCUGGGCCAGAUCUUCGUCGGGUUUGCUGUUGGGCUUCAUUUCUACGUGGCGGUGUUCCAUAGGGUGGUAUUGCAUCAGCCACCCAAGGCCACUUGGAAGGUUCAUGGGAUUUAUGCCGCGUGUUUCCUUGUGAUUUGCUUGCUUGCUAAAUUUGAUAGGAGAAAGAAGGCUUACGUGGAAGAUGGCGGUGAAGAGGGCAAGAAAAAUUAGUGUUUUUUUUUUCUUUUAAAUCUUUUUAAAGCCAUGUAAUAAAUUUUUCUCUUUUUUUUUUUUUUUAACCCUUUUACUGGGUUACCAUGCUGUCAUUGGCGAAGGAUCAAUGGCAUUAUUCUAGAGUAGAAAAAUUUUUCAAUAUUAAAUUUCAUGUAAUCUUUGUUUAUCAUAAAGAUUAUAAAUAAAAUAUAUAUAUAUACAAAAUAAAAAAAAAA
Molecule: messenger RNA, 1717 nt
Organism: Manihot esculenta (cassava)
Lineage: Eukaryota; Viridiplantae; Streptophyta; Magnoliopsida; Malpighiales; Euphorbiaceae
Exons: 1
Coding region: 147-1499 (450 amino acids)
Source: RefSeq, a predicted model, not a curated record